UGUUACAUCACUCAGCAGCAGCAUCCAGCUCGCGCUCAGACCCAGCUGGCCAUAUUGUGCACCAGCUCUCCGCAAAUCGGCUGCGUCACACAAAAAAAGCCCAUAAAGCGGCGCUGGAGGAGACGUUCAGCACACCGGGAACAAUACGCCGCAUUCAAAACGCCUCUCGCCUGAUCCGGUCGGUGGGUUUUUUGAGCAGCGAAAAUGGUGAAACUGGGGAAUAAUUUCAGCGAGAAAAACAACGGGAAGGUGACGUCAGAAGACGGGUUCGACACCAUCCCUCUCAUCACGCCAUUAGAUGCCAGCCAGCUGCAGUUCCCUCCACCAGAUAAGGUGGUGGUGAAGACAAAGGCAGACUACAUCGAGAGCAAGAAGGGGAAACUACGAUCUCCCAAAAUUGCAGAAUUCUCAAUAAGCAUCAUCGAAGGCGUAUCUGAGCGACUCAAAGUGACCCUGCUGGUGAUCUGUGCCCUGGCCUUCCUGGUCUGUGUGGUGUUCCUGGUGGUCUACAAGGUGUACCAGUACGAGCAGCCGUGCCCCGACAGCUUCGUCUACACGCAAGGCCGCUGCAUGCCGGCCGGGAUGUACGGCAACUUCCCCCCCCAGGGCCCUGGGGGCCGCGGGCGCCUCUUCACCCUCAUCAACCACUACAACAUCGCCAAGCAGACCAUCACCCGCUCAGUGUCACCGUGGAUGACCAUCAUGUCUGAAGAAAAGGUCACCCAGCAGGAGACGGAGACGGCCCAGAAACUGGCUUAACCCCCCACCCCCUACCCCACCUGGGACCAGGAGGUGGCCUCACCUGCUUCAGAGAGAGAUCAAUAAAUACAUAAAUAAUAUGGUUGUGCCAUUCAAGCAAACCUCACGAGUCCUGGGGCGUUCUUGUUGGUGAACAAACCCGACUUCUCUUGCCCCGAGAUGCUCUGCAGGCCUGUCGAUGUCGUUUGGGCCUCAUCGACGGGCGGAUUCACGGUUUGUUUGAAUCGCAUGUGUUGUUAUUUAUUUACACUUCAAAAACAAGAGUGGCAAACGUGUAGAGAAAGCCACAGGAACACACACACACACACACACACACACACACACACACACACACACACACCGUCUUUGUACACACACACACGUGUAAACAUGUAACAGAACUCACUUUAGUACUCACAUCGUGAACGACCCAUCUUGUGUCUGCGUUGCUCGUUUUAACGCACACGACUCUUCACCCACGAGGGCCGCCGGCAAAACAAUAUUGUACUGUUAUGACAUUGUGAAUAAAUGAGGCUUGAAACCAUUUAACCAGCGAAUGAAUAACAUGUGAACUGUGUGGUUUUCAUCUCUGCAUCUCGUGCUGUGAAGGAGGUUUUUUUAAAUGUAUUUUGAAGUCUUUUCAACCAGCGUUGACGAUUGUCUCCAUUCAUCUGAACUCUUUGUGAACACCGUGUGCUUUUUUUCUUCUUCUUCUUCUUUGCUUGGCCCACUUAAUGGUUACUUUUCAUGAGCGCAUCAUCUUAUGCUAAUGUGUUGAAUGUGUUUUGCAGCGCUCGUGAAGACUUUUCGUGUGAACAAUCUGACGCUGUUGCUUUGUCUGUUAUUGUUAUUGAACUUAAACCGUCACAAAUGAUGUACCUUUUUUUUUUUUUUUAAACUAUGUAACGAUUACCAUCCAAGUGCAUUGAAAACAAUGUUAAAUGAAAAACUGAAAUAAAGUGCCCACAUUUCACACC
Cyclopterus lumpus (lumpfish) is the source of this 1715-nucleotide messenger RNA. RefSeq names its product neuronal vesicle trafficking-associated protein 1-like. Gene Ontology annotation, cellular component: membrane; endosome. Gene Ontology annotation, molecular function: clathrin light chain binding. Gene Ontology annotation, biological process: G protein-coupled dopamine receptor signaling pathway; endosomal transport; clathrin coat assembly. The record is from RefSeq and is a predicted model, not a curated record. The transcript is spliced from 5 exons. The coding region runs from base 205 to 759 and encodes 184 amino acids. Lineage: Eukaryota; Metazoa; Chordata; Actinopteri; Perciformes; Cyclopteridae.